Zasmidium cellare ATCC 36951 is the source of this 567-nucleotide messenger RNA. RefSeq lists its product as uncharacterized. The transcript has 2 exons. The record is from RefSeq and is a predicted model, not a curated record. NCBI's taxonomy places the organism in Eukaryota, Fungi, Ascomycota, Dothideomycetes, Mycosphaerellales, Mycosphaerellaceae. The coding region runs from base 1 to 567 and encodes 188 amino acids.
AUGGAGCGGACGUCUCAAGCCAACAUAUGGAGACACACUCCAGCCAUCGCAUACAAGGAUGCCGCAAAAAAGGAGGUCAAGCCCUUCCGACUGCUCGACCUGCCACCAGAGCUCUGGUCCAAGAUCGGCAAGAUGGUCAUUAGCGACAUCCCCGAGUACCCCAUGUGUCUAUUGUGGGCUUGCCGCUCUUUAGACUACGCAGCUCCGAUCCUCAGGACCUGCCGAGUAUUACGAGAGGAACUCCUGCCAUCCUUCUACGAAGCCGGACUCAAAAUCAGCUGCUGUACCGGAAUCGACUUGGAUGGUCUCAAGGGACUACUUGGGCACAUGGACGAGAACGCUCGGCGUUCGAUGCGUGGCGUGCGGUACACGAGCUAUGAUCAUUCCAUGUCUGAGGAGAGACUGUUGUGGUUGCGGAGUCGUUUGGGCAACAUCGAAUUCAAUCUGACAGACCCAUACUUCGAGGAGUGGAAGAUGACCCCUGGAUUGAUGUCGAGCGUCUGGGCUGACGAGGAAAUGCGUGGCCGCGUUAUGAGAGUGCGGACAUGGACCUUCAAAUUUCUCUAA